Nematostella vectensis (starlet sea anemone) is the source of this 2614-nucleotide messenger RNA. Its product is annotated as dopamine D2-like receptor. Gene Ontology annotation, cellular component: dendrite; membrane. The coding region runs from base 285 to 1415 and encodes 376 amino acids. The record is from RefSeq and is a predicted model, not a curated record. Lineage: Eukaryota; Metazoa; Cnidaria; Anthozoa; Actiniaria; Edwardsiidae. Gene Ontology annotation, molecular function: neurotransmitter receptor activity; G protein-coupled serotonin receptor activity. The transcript has 4 exons. Gene Ontology annotation, biological process: G protein-coupled receptor signaling pathway, coupled to cyclic nucleotide second messenger; chemical synaptic transmission.
UAUCUUGCACAUCCGCCUGUGGCUGUGUUAUCACAAAUUCUGAAUCUCUAUUACGAUUUGAUAUAUUAUUAACAUGUGAAGCUCGUGCGUUCGAUCGGUAAAAACAAACCUCUCGAACGCCGCCUUGAACUGAUCCAAUCCAGAAAGCCCCCGAUCAACAAAGCCCCCUUCAAACGAUAUCUAAGGCAAUAACACAGCAAACCCAAGGACCAACGAUCAUUUAAAACACGAAUAGGCGCGCGCGUGUGAACAAAGACCUACGGAAGUAUCGGCUUAUUUCCACGAUGUCAAACCCUGCUGUAAACAAUUGCUCAAACACAACAGAUCUUCCUGAGUGCCCAGUUAUCACGGUGGAUGCAAAGAUGGUUUUUUCCUUGUUUUGUCUCUCUGUGAUCAGCAUUUUUACCAUCUUCGGAAAUGGUUUGGUGUGCAUGGCGUUUAUCAUCAACAGAAACUUGAGGAUUUUGACUAAUUUCUAUGUGGUUUCGCUGGCUCUGAGCGACAUUUUGGUCGGAUUUGUUAAUAUCCCUCUCUGGAUGUUCUGGCGUGCAAUCAACUAUUGCCAAUUCCGAGGGAAUCCCCUGUACGAGAUAUUUAUGAUAUUUGACAUUCUUUGCGGCACGGCGUCCAUAUGGAACAUGGUAGCCAUCAGUAUCGACAGGUUACUGGCCGUGGCCUACCCUACUGUGUACCGUGUACGUUCCAAGCACCCCAAAUUGGCCGCCUGGUUCAUUCUUUUCGUUUGGUCCUUUAGUAUUCUCGUCGGAGCUUUGCGCAUGACCUUCCCUCACUGGAACUACCCGCUCUUCCUUGUCAUCGUCUCUUUCUUUAUUCCUCUGAUUAUUAUCUUAUUUUCGUACGGGACCAUCUACAAGGUCGUCAGGAUGCGCUCCAAAUGGACCGGCUCGGUUUUGAUUGAGAUACACCUUGCACGCACGCUCGCUAUCGUUAUCGGUGCGUUUAUUUUGUGCUGGGGACCUUUCUUCGUUCUGAACGUUGUGGUAAUGAUAUGCAAAAAUGAUUGCUCGUAUGGAGUAGCGUUCGAAGUGAUCAAGUGGCUUCAAUACGCGUGUUCCUGUAUAAAUCCCAUAAUAUACACUGUCAGAAACAAAGAGUUUCGUCACACGUUUCAUGAGAUGAUAUGUAGGUGCUCCUAUCGUAGGCGCGUGUACACUGUAAAUGCGCGCGAGAAGCGACGGACUGUCAAGUUCUGCUUUUGCUGUGAUGUGCCGGAGUUUGAGAUGGCACCGAGACCGCGGUGUGCUACUGUCACUGAGGAGUCACAGAUUACCACAGUACCAAUGACGUCAAUGAGCAGUAGUCAUCGGUCACUACUAACGCUAGGCUUUCAGAACUCGUUUGGCGCCGGCGUUCAUUCGACCAAUAAUAAAACAGCUACAGUUCCUUCAAGGUGAGAGGAGAAACAAAGGUUACUAUAGUGACAAAGACUUUGAUAAGCAGCUGCCAUUGGUCGCUGGUGAUGCUCUAGUUUUAACCAGAUUUGCGCAUGCUAGUUUUCUUUCAUUCGUCGUGCCACGUCGAUAAAUGAGCUGCGGGUUACGGGCUACUAAAAGAACUUCUCCUCUGGAGAGAAAUUUACGAAAAGUAGAGCGCUGCGUGCCCCCGUAUUGGAAGCCUGCAAAAUCAGACGCCUCUAAAACGAAAUAAUUCGUCUCUUGCCACGAGUUAUUUCGCGAGCGGCAAGAGGCGUCUGCUUUCGCAGGCUACAGUAUUGGAGAAAAUUUUAAAAUGUGACGUUAUUUUAAAAAUGGUCAUUCAACCUUUGAGGAUUUAAAUCAGCAUACAGGAUUCUUUAGUACGCCAUUCUUAAAUAGCCUCCUCUAAGCCAGAGCUAGACAGUAAAGAAAAUGAUUACUUUUGAAAGGCUGGAGUACGCGCACGACAUCUUGAUCAUCCACUACAUCUUGAAAUAGUUUUCGGAAAGUUAACCAAUAAGGAUAAAUGAAGCUUUCCUUUUCCACGCUGAUAAGUACGUAUCUGAAACACAUUAUGGCUUUCUAAAACUGUCAAGAUGGUUACGGUAGGGCUCGUUACAAAAACGAUGAGCAAACUCGUCGAAAAAACCCUCGUACAUGAAGUGAAGACGUAACGCAAAACGUAUCCCACAUUGAAGAAUUUGCUAAAAACAUUUUAUAUAUUUCAUUUUGUCGUUCUGUAGCAACCACAAACUUGUAAACUCGCUUGGAUCUUAAAAGAUUUUCCACUGAAGUACGAAAGAAUUAUUUAUUUUAGAUGCACGCACUAUAGACGUGGGUAUUUACAUAGUCACUUUUUUGCACCGUCACAUUUUCGCAGAAUUGUAAAUUUUUCAAAGCCGACCUAGUGCUCUUCGCCCCACAGGGCUUCCGAUGGUCGAAAACAAAACAUUAUGAGUGCCACAAAUAGGAUAUGCUUCAUUUUAUCAACAGUUGAAGUACUGGAAUUAUUUUAAGGCAUCAAAACUGAUAAACAUAAUGACGUAGUUAGGAAGCCUGCUAAAAUAAAAGUGUCACCUUACAAGAAAGAGAUGAAAACAACGCUGAUGUAUUAUAAGCCUUUGUACGUAAUAUUUACAAGCAAGAAAGCAUGAAUGUAAUAAAUAUUGAGUACUUAA